GUGUAAAGACUCAAGAUGCCUGAUAGUGCAAUGGAAGAGGAUCUUUUGGGUCCAGAAUGGUUGUUCGGGGAGUUGAGAUCACAGGAUGGUUCCAACAAACUUCUUAUUCUGGACUGUAGAGCACACUCGGACUUCUCUGAUGCUCAUAUAAGAGGUUCGGUACCUCUGACUAUACCCAGUAUCAUGUUGCGAAGAUUGGCUGCUGGUAAAGUGGACCUCUUGUCCACAAUACGGUGCUUAGAUCUGAGAAACAGAGUGGAGAUGUUUCUGUGUGGAGAUGAAAACAGAAGAGGGACAUUUGUACUAAUCGGUGACACUACAGAUUCUGGAGGUCAUCAGGGUGAAACAUUACAAGUUUUGACCCGGAGACUUAAAAGCAGUGGAGGAAACGUUGCCUCUUUAAUCGGUGGUUUUGAAGCAUUUAAAGAUAAAUAUCCAGAGUGGUGCGAAGGUAGUCAAGCCACUAAUGAAUGUGAUCCAGGUCAGGACAAUAACGAUGGUGAAUUAAUGGGCCUUAGAUCCCUUCGGAUAUCCACUCCACCAACCAGGUCUUACUCAGAUUCUGACAGUGACAGCACAUGUGAUUCAAUUGGUCCGGAAGAAGAUAAAGACUUUCCGGUGGAAAUAUUACCUCAUUUGUAUCUCGGUAACGCGGCCAAUAGUGAAGAUCGCGAGGCUUUAGCGCGGCACAGGAUACAGUACAUACUCAAUGUGACACCGGAUUUGCCAAAUGUGUUUGAAAGCGGCGGUUCAAUAAAGUACAUGCAGAUACCGAUAAGCGAUCACUGGAGUCAGAACUUGGCUAGUUUCUUCCCACAGGCGAUUCAGUUUAUAGAGGAGGCUCGGAAUUCAGAUAAGGGAGUGCUGGUACAUUGUUUGGCCGGAGUUUCUCGGUCUGUCACGAUCACCGUGGCUUAUCUUAUGCACAAGUGCAGCCUCAGUCUGAAUGAUGCUUUCAACCUAGUACGUAGUAGAAAGUCCAAUGUUGCACCGAAUUUUCACUUUAUGGAACAGUUACACAGCUUCGAGCAAGAAUUGAGGGACCGAGGGGGAGAAAACAAGAAUAAUGACCAAAGGUGCAUCGGGGCAUGCCGACCCAAUGGGCCCUGCAAUUGUCCAGCGCCCAGUUUCCUGAGUCCCAUUGAUCUGGGACUCAGUCCCGACUCAGGAAUCGAGUUUGACAGAUGGGCGGCAAGUACACCGGCCGAAUGAAACGAACUUGGGGGUACCCAAUACAAAUUUUAGGUCUCCGUCACGUAUUAUCAGGGAAAUCCUGAUCGAACGUUAUGAUAACGCGCUUUAUCAUUUUUGAUAUGUGAGACGCAUUAAAGUCCGCCCUUCGCGGUAUCUCCAGAUGAAAUGGGAUAUUAGUCGCGUUCGGCGAGCGCUGAGACGUAGCUGUUAGAGGCAUCCGAAGUUAGUUAUCGCGCCGAUAUCUCGUGAUUUCUCGAUUUUUGCCUUUCGAGCCUCUCAUUCCUAGCGUAACUAUUGUGGCUAUGUUUAUUAAAGAUACAUAAAGCAUUUGAAACUCUGAUUUUGAUUAUUUGAAUUUUAAAAUUAAAUUUUAAAAAGAUUAUAAUUUCUAAAGACACUCAUGCAAGUAGUGUCUUUAGUAUCGUACUAUUCAUGCAAUAUUCGACGUUAUAUACAAGAAAAUAAACUUGUCUAAAUUCAGAAAUAAUUGAGGAAUGAGAGGAUUAAAAAGAAGGAAAAACAUGUAUCUCCAAUUAAAAAGAAAUUAUCUCUUUGUUAGAUGAUUAGCUUUUCAGUAUACGUGUUCAGUAAUAAUGCACUUUGAUAUAUUUCUGCAGACGAUGUCUGUUUAUCUUGAAAUUUUCAGUUACGAAGGUUGGACACGUCACGUUAUCAAAUCACGCUAGUACGAUGCAGUCGUGUUGUGACUUAGGGAAAGAGUAAACGAUUGAUACCUUUCUGCAAAAAAAAAAGCAAUGUUCAUAAUGUUUUUUCUGAAUUGUUGUAGCAGCAAAGGAUAUUGAAAGUAUUUUGUAAAUGAGAUUCCGUAAUUUCUCAUCGCGCAACAGUCGCGCAAUUGUAAUUCUACAUUCUGAUGUUAUGCUUCCAAGUUUUGAGAAACUUUUAGCAUAUAUAAUUGUAAACGGUAUGCGAGAUAUAUUGGAUUCAAGCACUGUAUACUCGCGAGGUAUAAAGUAACGCAUACCGCCGUACCUCAAGAGAAUUCUAGAACGUAUAUACGUAUACAUAUAUAUAUGUAUAUAUUCAUAUAUAUAUAUAUUUUAAUACUUCUUUCCCCAAAUCCUUCAAUUAUUGAGGCUGUGUUUAUUUUAUUGCAAGCGAUAUUUCAUGCGCGAAGUAAUCUCUAAACGACGAAGUUCCCACCAGGCAAUUAAAAGUAAAUAUCACUGCUUAGUAUACUAAGUUCUAUGGUACAAUUAAGGGGGAUCUUGUAUACACAGAGACAUUAUUUGAAGUUUCACGCGGGCACGAAAUGGAUUUCGAAUAAGACCGACGGUUUACUCGUGACAUUCGCGUAAGCUACAAAGAAAGCACAGAUAUUUUCUUUCGGAAACUGGUUUUUCCGAAAUCUGGAGGCCCAAGAAAAGGCCAAAGUUCCAGUCAAUCUGAUUCUUAAAUCCGCCACCGAGCUUCUACUCAACUGUGGUAGUUUAUGUAAAAAAUAAAACUCGAAAUUUGUAAUGAGUAAUUUUCGAUGUAGUUUUUCAACACACUAAGUAACUUACGUCGGAUAAUCGCCUCAAUGCAUUCUGACCUUCGAGACGCGCGAAAGGUAUAUGCACAUCGCCUCAGGUACAUAUGCCAGUAACUUAAGUUUAAGGGAGGACACAUCUUAGGAAUCAGUGCAUUUCUGUAGGGCAUUCCUAAUCUCUCCUGCUCAUGAGAAAACCAGGUUCGUCACCGGUUUUAACGGAGUUGGAAGAAUUUGCGUCCAAGUCACUCGAAAAUGAUAUAUGAAGGCGUUACUUUCAAAUUUUAUUCUUUCUUUAUUUGUAGUGCAAAGUUCUUAAGACAUUAUGAAAAUUUAAAAGAGAAUUUAAUUAAUGCGCUAUUUUGCCAGCACUAAAAACAUUUGUCAUAAAAGUUAUAGAUUGGACUUUUUUAAGAUCUUAUUUUUUUGUAAAAGUGCUUGUUAAUAUAUCUUUGUUUCAUUGUAUUAUAGCUCUUGAUGAGAUAAAGCUUUUAAUGUAAAAGCGCUGUAAUUCUUGGUGGAUCUUUUUUCAUUUUUUCAUUUUUGUUAGUUUAUUUC
Messenger RNA from Acromyrmex echinatior (Panamanian leafcutter ant), 3244 nucleotides. It is a transcript of the gene Mkp3, whose product is annotated as Mitogen-activated protein kinase phosphatase 3. NCBI's taxonomy places the organism in Eukaryota, Metazoa, Arthropoda, Insecta, Hymenoptera, Formicidae. Gene Ontology annotation, cellular component: cytosol; cytoplasm. Gene Ontology annotation, biological process: negative regulation of MAPK cascade; peptidyl-tyrosine dephosphorylation. The record is from RefSeq and is a predicted model, not a curated record. Gene Ontology annotation, molecular function: protein tyrosine/threonine phosphatase activity; MAP kinase tyrosine phosphatase activity; MAP kinase tyrosine/serine/threonine phosphatase activity.